This is a messenger RNA of Porites lobata, 8466 nucleotides long. The record is from the annotation of a GenBank genome assembly. NCBI's taxonomy places the organism in Eukaryota, Metazoa, Cnidaria, Anthozoa, Scleractinia, Poritidae.
AUGUUCAGACUAGUGGUUGUCCUUCUUGUGGUGGUCAGCUGUUUAUCGCACAAAAAGCAUGCCCUUCACAAGCAGCAUUUGAAAGUUGACCAUUCAGCGAAGAAGUUCAAUAUCUUGACACACCCCAGUAGUGAGGUAUUUAAUUAAUCCACUAAGAGAGAAUGAGUGAAGAGAGCGAAUCCCCCGUACAUGGCCCUCCUCUUAUGAUACUUGCUAUGAAAAAUUUUUUCAAUCUAAUUUUGAUUUUGUGUCAUACCAGUUUCUGGUCAUACCUCAAAGCUAUUAUACACCUUAUUGGUCGGCGAGAAUGACGUCCUGUAAUCUUAAACCUGGCGGAUUUCUCAUUCCACAGCCGAUCACACAGCAAUCAAUAAGCACGACAUGCGAAUGUGGUAUCAGUUUCAUGAAAGUCAAAGGAUUUCGACAAUUCUUGAAUAAUAAGCGGAACUCGAUGGUGAUUUACAUAUCUUGCCAAGUUCCUGUAUGGCGGUUUCUCAGGCCUUCUCGGUCAAUUCACUUUGGUGACGUAUCCGAGGCGUGGAAUAAUGGGGCCUUGGGACUAGGAAAUAGUAUACCCACAACGUAAACUUUAACGGCUGUCAAACGUCAAAUGUUUGGUGGAAAAACAUGUUCGCGUGAAGCAGACCGCGUGGUCAUGGGAACAGCAGACGAAAAUUAUUCGCGCCCCUUCGGCGCUAACCAAAAAUAGAUUUCAAAUAAUCCGCAUGGGGCACAGAGAUUCGCUCCCUUCCUUCAUUUUCCCUUAGUUAUAUGAAAGGCUUUAGAUCGAGUGAAAGAUAGAGUCAAGGUAAUCUCCAACGGCACGUUUUUUUUUCCGCCUUACACAACAAACCGCACUUUUGAAAACCAGUAAUGCCCAAUCUGCGUCGCGCGGGACGACAAUCCUAUUUUUGUCCGAAUAAUUUUAUAUAUAGGAGUACUUCUCUUAUAAUACACAACUUGUGGAGAACAGGACAAAAAAACCCUUCCAAUGGGACAAGGGACAAGAGAUCCAAAAUAGCAAAUGAAUUUGACAAGCCAAUUCAAAAAAAGCGGUCUUAACUCGUGGAUUAACUCUUCUUUUUGAUCAAGGGGAAGUCCAGGAAGAAAAAGCUAGAAAAUAUAUGCAUAUUUGUUCUAGAAAGGAAGGCAAGGAUAGCUGUUAGUUGUCAAGCCACAACUAAUGGUUGUUUGAUUAUGGUAGAUGAUCAUUCUCGUCCCCAGAGCCACUCGGCUUAAUUUGUCACCGACCAGUGGUUUCCCUACCACGUGACCAAGAAACGACGGGCUCUGGGGACGAGAAUGGAUAGAUGAUAGGCCUAAAGCGGUCAGCGGUUUAAAGGUCAAAUGAACCAAAAUUUCGACCUUUUUUAUUUUAGUUCAAUUCUAGUGAAAUGUGUUUAAUAUGAACCAAAUAAACAUACUAUGAAGUCUCAGCUCAAUUGAAGCAAGUAUCUCCGAGAUAUUCGCAAUUGAAAAUUGCUGUUUUUUGGCCCUUAUUUUCGUAGAGCGGUCGGAAAAAUUGUCGGAAUAAACAGCUUGUGACGUCAAUGUUGGUCAAGUGAAAAAAAGCGGGAAAUUCAAAACAGAGUUUUUGGAGUCGACUUGGCGCAGAAGUGGUUUGUUCGGCCAUUAACCUGGAAAGAACAGGCAAUUUGUCUCCAAAAGUUGCAAGCUGUGGUUAUAACCUUCUUAUUACUCAAUUUUCUCGAAGAAUACAUCAUAGUAAAACGUCCUUUAACGACAUUUACUAAUUUCCUUGAGUUGUACUGGAAAUGUGCGUGUGUAAGUCCGAUUUUUUUCAAGAUGCAUUCACAAAAUGUGUUCAUAUAAGGAAGUUCUUGGAUAUAUAAGGUCCGGAGCUCCACCGUGGACACAAAAACAAAAUAUCUUUGUAUAAUAAUCUGCCCAAAGAAAUUCAAGUUUGCCCACAAUGUGUUUGAAGUCACUGAACUUUGUCGCACUCGAGCUGAUAUUUUAAAACCCACGCUCGACUGGACACUUCUAGUUUCGCAGAUCACUAAAAUAUAAACAAAAACAAAAUUGUUUUGGCGUUGAUAUGUGGGCAGAAAAAGAGUUAAUCAUUAUCUAGUAAAUCUUCCCCAAGAUCGUUUUCAAAGCAACCAUAGUUUUCUAAACUUGAUCCUUUCGCGCAGAUUAAUUUUGCUUUGUGUUGUCAAGUUGAACAUGCAUAACACUUGUUAAAAACCUACGCGUAAGUAAGAUUUCCUUCAAACAAAGUUAAAGUUACAUUAUUGCAAAAACUUAUUUCCAAUUAUGUAUAAGAUUUAAUUACCGAUUGAGGUCACUUUAAGGACCAUAGACGCCACUUUAAGCUGGCAAAGAGAUGCGACAAGCAAAGAACAAUUCCAUCAUGCAUAAAAUUCAGCUUAAGUGAACUAAAAAAAGCCUCAAUAAGGUUGCAAAACAACAAAUUUUCAUUAAAAAAACACAAGGCUUGGACUCCUAUACCUGCUGACAAAGAAGAAGUGAAUUUUCUGUACGGAAAUAACCUACCUAAAGAUCUUUUAAGAAAGCAAAAGAUCAGUUGCAAGCUUCGCAGCCAAGUCAUGAUUCCGACUACUUAGCUAGAUUAGCUACUUUUUUUAGUAAUAACUGGUCCAUGCGAGGGUCCUCACUCAAGCAAAUUAAACUCAGCAAACUGAAUCAUCAGAAAAUGCAGAAAACUGAACAUAAGGAUUUGUUUUACUCGCUUCAGUCAAAUCCAGCUCCAGCAAUCGUUUACGGGCAAAGAGUCGAUUGUUUUGGAGUCACUGCCGGCAGUUGUCGUUCUCCGCUACUUCACAGCAAGUGAAAGGAAAAUUUGCGUACAGAAAGAUAACAAAACUAUGCAAUUAAAACUGAAAAAACUAAAGGAAAAAACUCUGACUAUUAUUACUUGAGCAACAGAAAAAUGAUCGAAGUAGUCUUUUCUUCUCGAGUAAGCUUGCUGGCCUUCUAAAGUUCCGAGGAAGUUUUAAACGCUCAACUUUGUUCACUCGCGAGCGUUAGCGUUACGGUUUUUUGACAUAAGACUAGGAUAAAGCUGGUUCUCCAAAGGUAAAUAAAUCUGGGCAUGUAAAAAAACUAACCGUAACUACUAAUAACGGGAUACAAGCGGGUUUUAAUUCAGUCAAGCGAAAGAAGGCGAAGAACUGGACACAAAAUCAAUUCACAAAUCGAAUGCACAAUUAUCAGAAAAAUACAAACCUCUUUUGAAUGUUCAAAACGUUUUAUUCCUCCUCAGACUGACGGAAUGAUCUGUUUUUACUCUAACAUUGGUUGUUCUGAAUCCAAAGUAAUUUUCAAGUGACGAAAAACAACAACAACAAAAACCAAAAAAAAAACCUUUACAAGGAGCAAACGUUCGCACCUCGCGUAUUUCAUUCAGUCUCAGUCAGAACUCUCACAGAACGAGAAAAAACCCUGAGAAAAACGAACGCAGGCAAUAAGGGAUGCGCAGAAGCUUGCGCAGAACGUUUUUCCGUCCUGAAAGACCAACAUUGAUGUCACGUAGUCUCCAGUCUAUCACGCGGCCAUUUCGGAAACGUUUUCGUGAAGUCUUCGGAAAUGCUCGGAGUUUGAUCUUUUAUCUUUCUGUAAAGGCCUGGAAAGAAAAAUCUUUACCCAAAUCUCACUUAGGAUGGUUCUUUUUAGUGUUUGAUGAAGGUAAAGCGGCAAAGAAAAUAUUUCAAUUUUUUGGUUCAUUUGACCUUUGAGCUAAAAGCGGUAGUAUCAGUUUGCGAAAAGUCGAAGAGUUAAGCUGCUAACUAGAUUUCAUUGGUGGCUUAUGAUCCAUUUGGAGGAACAAGCUUUCCAUUUGAUGGAGUCGCUAGAAGCCACAUGCCGCUCGCGGUUUUGAAGCUCGAUCGAGCGUGCUCUUUCGACUCGCUUCACUCGCCGUAAAUGGAGAACUUGCACGCGGGCUAAUUAUGUCUCCUUGGUUUUUGGUAAGUGCUGAGAGCUUGAAAGUUUGUCUGUUCUAUUUAGGAUAGUAUGAUGGUGGUGAUGAAAGGUCAAGACGGAGUAGCCGGACAAAAUGGUUCACGGGUAUGUUAUUUUUACAUGGCAGUAUAAGUGGUAUAAGUGCCGUGAUUCAAGACGUCUUUUUUGUGUCUUACAAAGUUGUGGUUUGCAGCCGCAAAGAUCGAGUCGCCGGGUUAUUUUACCAUUUUUCUUUUCAUUUUAUGCAAAAACAAGUGAAUCUACUCGGGCCAUAUAGUCUUGCACGUUUGUAAACAAACAAUACGUUUUACUAAGUGUUUGCUCUCAGUUACCAGCGAGCCGUAAGUAUCUUCUUUGACAACUGUUUUAUCUGAGAAGACGCACAAAACCUGCUGAUGUAAUUUCCGGGCAGGCAGUGUUGCCAGCCAAGGAAAUUUGUCGGAAAACUGGCAUUUUCGCUAGUAAUCGUGCUGUGUCAGGGUUGUAUUUUUCCUAAUGCAGAGUGAUGUUGUUUACUUAGGGUGAUCCUGGAGCGCCUGGUUACCCUGGGCCACCUGGACCAGCGGUAAGAAUUGUAUUGGUUUCCUAAAAGCACUGUAAUGAAACUCCAGCGAGUCUCUGUAAAUUUCAGUAAGUAAACCAGAAUGGUAGCAUUUUGGGAAAACUUUGCCAAAUGGUCUAUUCAUGGAUCAUGUAAAUAAAAUGGCUUGUUGGCUAUAGCAAAUGGUAAGAUUCCAAUGAAUACAGUAAGCAAACAAAUAUAUAGACUGAGAAGAAUAAUUGUUAACUAUUUACCACAUUUAGUGUAUAUGGCAGCAUCAGAUAAUUUAUUUCCGAGUGAAUAACAUCUAUUUUGAAGUCUAGUGUAAUCGUCAAAUUAUUUUUCCCUUCGAAAUUUAAUCUCCAUUGGCAUCAUCAAGUUAACUUACCAAACAUAUUCUUUAAAUAUUGCACAGGGUCUUCAAGGAGCUCCAGGGUUUUGCACCAAAGAACAGGUGAAAAGAUUUUACCAUGGUUUCCCGGAAAUAGUUGUAACAACUACUAUGAUGUGUUUUUUGCAUGGUUGCAAACCGAUUCUAGUUUGCACUCAAGGCGAGUCGAGGCUCUAGUGAGGGUAUAUACAAAUUUUCUAGUGAUAUUCACGUUGAGUUGGAAUUAUAACACUUUCAUUUUUGUUCAACUACAUGUACUCAAAAUGCAAGUCAAACAAUUUGCCGAGAUGUUCAGUGUCAUUCUAUGACAAACAUAUUGCCCCAACGUGCCCCAGCUCCGGCAAUUAAUCAGCAAUAACUACGGUAACUCUUGAAGCAUUAUGAUCCCCUAGUUAUCACAGACAUUUUCUUUUUCACACUGGUCAUAAGUGAGUUUAGCACCUUCGCUAAAAUUAAGAAUUCUUGGGAACAAAAGCUUUUGACGGUUUACUCUUUUUACCUUAAUUACGGUCAACAUUUUUCAGUGGUUUCACAUACAGCCGCGGUCAAAAUGAUCACAUUUUUGAGUAUUACAUAUAAAGUUUCAUUUUUGAUUUUUUUUACAGUGUGAAUCAAACGAACUUAAACUCCUGAUCCAACGUGUAAUUGCCAUUGAAACGUACGUUAAGGAAAAACAGAAACAAGCUGGUUCCCAGACUCCUGGACAAACAGCUCCAUCCCAAGGGACAACUACAGCAGCUCAGCAGCCACCCAAAGCUGUCGCACCAGCAGUGCCGGUCACUGGACAAGCCAAACCCGCCCAAGUGUCUAAAGCACCAGUACAACAACCACCUAAACCUGUUCCGCCGGUUGUUCCAGUUCCUGGACAAGGUCAAACUGCACCAGCAGGGCAACCUCAGGGUCCUCAGGUAACACCACCGCAGCCCCCUAAGGCAACUGCGUCGGUCGUCCCUGCUCCUGGCCAAGGUCAACCCGCUAUCCCCGUUUCGCCACAGGGGUUUAAGAAGCCUUUACCCCAGCCCUCUACGCCCGUUACACAGCCUGCCCCUUCGCCAGUUUCUGCUCCGGUUCAAGGUCAGCCCGCGCCCGCACCUGCUGUUCCCGUGGGAACGCCCCAGGUCCUUUGGGGAUCCGUAACAGAGUCACCUGCUCCCGCCAGUUUUUCCUCGCCUCUUGGUGUCACUGUUCAGAGCACACUAGAAGCGCCUGGAACAUUCGUUGAAGGGAAUGGACAAAUAAACAUUCAAGUGAGAAAACUAGGGCAGUGAAUAUUUUUACUCUUAAUGAAGACUGGGUAAAAGGAAUUUGUGAAAAUAUAAUUGAAUGUCGUUGAGAUGAAUUGUUGUUGUAGGUGAUAGUUAAUUUCACAGGGGAAUAUGAGAGAAAAAGAUCGCAACCAAGAAUGAGCUGUGGAAAUGUUCUGCAACAACGAUAAACAACGCUUCGCUCUCUGAAAACGAAGAAUACCGGUGAAGCUUUCUAAUGUUUUUAAAACAACAAAACCGAUAUGCACUCCAUACCGAACUACCAGAGUAGAAAAUAAGAACUUGGGAACAAUAAAAAAUGAUUUGAAAAAUGAACUGCAGUUUUGCAUUACAUAACAAGACACUUUUGAAUUGUCUCAUAAAUAUUUCUUGUAAAUGUAUUUUACUGUCUACAGCAAAAGCUUAUUUCAUUUGACUAUUCCGGUACUAACCUGAGAAAACAGACGACAUUCCGCGACGUCACCGCUGGUUUCCACACCAAAUGACGUCUGAAAAACAAGCGCAGAAAUCCAUCGAUAUCGAUGACACGGCACUACCCAGAUCUGUGUAGUGCGUCGGAUUGGCGGGAAAUUUUCUUUAACCAAUCAGAAGUACUACCCAGAUUUGGGUAUGAAAUUUCUGUGCCCGUUUAUCGGGCCAUGUCCACACGAACCUGGAGAUUUUUUUAACCGCAUAUCUUUUAUCCGGAUUCGUGUGAACGGGGCCUUAAACCGCUCUGGAAAGCGGUUUCAAAACAAUGCGGUUUCGUUGUCCGGGUUCACUGGUUUCGUGAAAACGGAAGGCCGAUUCGUGUAAAAAGGUGUGCUGUUUCAAAAAUGUCUCAGCGGAUUCAUGUGGAAUUAGCUUCAGGUAUGAAUUCGUGGUCAAACCAGUGGUGGUGUUGCAAAAUGUCGGCUGUUUUCUUAGGCUAUUCUAGUAAUUAGAAGUAACAAAAAUGUUCAUUAAAAAUGAUAGAGAAAUCAUGAACAAAAGUGCCUUGUUUAGGUUGAAGUUAUCCUUUCCAAACGUUUCGGGCGUGGCCCUUCAUCAGUGGAAUUACCAGUUCGUUGAAACUGCUGCCAACGAACGAACGAACGAACUGAAAAUUCCACUAAUGAAGGACCAGGGGCCCGUUUUUCGAAAGUCCCGUUAACUUUACGGGCCCGAAAUCAAAUAUUCAAAUCGAAAUAAAACGAAUAAGAGCGCGGGUCCUGGCUAGCAAACUACUGCAUUUUGUUUCGUUAACUGAUAGUUUUAUCAUGUUAGAUGCAAAACUAUUGAAACCUCGAUCUUUAAUGGAAACCGAGACAGCUUACCGAGCCCGUUAAUUAUCGGGACUUUCGAGAAACGGGCCCCAGGCCCGAAACGUCUAGAAAGGAUAACUUCAACCUAAACACGGCACUUUUGUUCAUGAUUUCUUUAUUAUUUUUAACGAACACUUUUGUUACUUCUAUUUUCUAAAGUGCUACGCAGCUUAACGGAAAUUCUUUCGUCAUUUGAUAUUCUAGUACUUACAGCAUGAAAAUCCAUAUUUAGUAGAUAAAUAAAGUUCUCCAUUUAUUUCUCGGCUCUUUGUUCUUGAAGGGAGUUGUGACCCCUGAAGUGUCGGUUCAAAGCUACACGGGAAAUACAGGAACCGGUCCGCAGCCUGGGACCACGCUCAAGAAAAACAGGUUAGUGGAUCAAAAUAGCUGUAAAUAUUUUUUCAGGCGCAAGGAUUAGGAUAGUCAGUAAGUGCACUGCCUUCUGUGCGAGAGGUCUCGAGUUCAAUUCCCAGGUGUGACCUAAAACCCUUGUUUCGACUUCUUUUGUUUCCGUGUAGCGAGUUGGGUAGAGAAAUACCAGAUAGUCCACCACAACAACAAUGUUGAUCUGAGCCCAUUGGCUAUUAGCCGACUACAUUGGAACCUCUAUUUAACCAAGUCCUGGGUGUGACGAACAGUUUUCUUUACCCCAGUAAUAGUAAAAUGUAUCAAGAACCAUAUUUUUAUGGCUCUUGAAUGUAUGAAAAAGAACCUCGAUAUAGCGAGCAAAUUUUGCCGAUCCCCUGGCCCUUCGUGAAAUCGAGGUUCUAUUGUAAAUGGUUUAUGUGUAUAACCUUUCUACUCUAACUUAUUUCCUUCUCAAAACAACAUCAUUCCCCCCCAAAAACACAACCAGAAUGCUCCCUCGAGGCAUUUUUACUACGUAUGUUAAUUCAAAGUUGUCUCUCUGGUUUGUUUUUCAUACAGAAUUCCAUCCCACGCUAAAGUAACCAAAAGUAAACAUGCGCACAAGAAGUCAAGUCAUCAUUCCACCAUCCGGACCCAUAGGGUUUAUAAGUCAUGAUGCAGCAGCUACCGAAC